Messenger RNA from Bipolaris maydis ATCC 48331, 821 nucleotides. The record is from RefSeq and is a predicted model, not a curated record. Lineage: Eukaryota; Fungi; Ascomycota; Dothideomycetes; Pleosporales; Pleosporaceae.
AUGAUUUUCUCACGCAUUAUCUCGCUCAUCCUGCGAGUUUCGCAGUUUGUCUUUGCGGCCAUUGUUCUUGGCCUGACAGCAUACUUUGUCUACAAGAUUGAAAACCCAGGUCGUGGGCCCCGUGGCCACGAUGACUGGGACCCUCUUGGUCGACUCAUCUUUGCUCUUGUCUGGUCGUCUCUUUCCAUCAUCUUCGCUAUUAUCUGGGCUAUUCCCACGACGUUUGCUAUGAAGGGAUUUAUUUCCGACUUCAUCUUCACUGCAGGUUGGGCCGCCGUCUUCGGUGUCCUCGUCGACUGGUUCAACGACGCAGGCUGUGGUAGCCCAUGGGCAUGGGGCGAUGUGUCAUUCAGGCGUGGGGAUUCCUGCGGCCAAUGGCGUGCUGCCCAGGCCUUUUCUUUCUUGUCCUUGAUCGCCUGGUUUGCAACUGGCAUCCUCGGCAUUAUUAUGGUGCUCCGCCUGAGACGCCGCGCGGCAGCAGCUAAAACCUCCCGCGUAUAAUCGGUCCAUUGGAUGACCAUUGGUCGUUCAUGGCGGUGAAUAUAUACACUUGUACGGUGUAUAGUGAGUACUUGCCAAAGGGCCGAAUGGGGAUGGAAAACAGCACACUAUCAUUUUUCAGAACUCUGUUGCUCAACCUUGUUUUCGAGUAUGAAACUCUACCUAUGUGUCGAUAUGAAAGCGGCACUCGUCAUCUACUGUUCAGCGAGGCGUCUUAUCGUGUUUCCUGUUGAGUUUGGUCCCAUCAAUUGUCGGAGCCGUUCUAAGAAUAUGAGUCUAUGACACGUAUAACCGAAAUGGUAUAUUAUUAUUAAACAUUU